Messenger RNA from Saxophila tyrrhenica, 960 nucleotides. RefSeq lists its product as uncharacterized. Bases 1 to 960 code for a protein of 319 amino acids. Gene Ontology annotation, cellular component: cytosol. The record is from RefSeq and is a predicted model, not a curated record. The transcript is spliced from 2 exons. Gene Ontology annotation, biological process: pentose catabolic process. Lineage: Eukaryota; Fungi; Ascomycota; Dothideomycetes; Mycosphaerellales; Extremaceae. Gene Ontology annotation, molecular function: aldehyde-lyase activity.
AUGUCGGGCGAUGCGACUCGUUCGGCUCUGCUGCGAGCAUCCAAGCCACCGACCAAAGAGUUAUUCAGUACCCUCAUCACGGCCAACCAUAUCUUGCACUAUCACAAUGUCGUCGACGCAUUCGGACACAUCUCAGUGAGGAAUCCACAAAACCCCCAAACCUUCUUCAUCAGCAAGAACCUAGCCCCGGCAUUGGUCUCCAAACGCGAGGACCUAGAAGAGUACUACGUCAGCGACGCCAGCCCAGUCAACCCGGACGCGCCUCAAGGAUACGCCGAACGAUUCAUCCACAGCGAGAUUUAUAAACGCUACAAAGGCGUCAACUCUGUCAUCCACAGCCAUGCAGAGGCAGUCUUACCUUUCAGCAUCAGCUCAAUUCCCCUGCGGCCAGUCUUCCAUAUGGGCGGGAUCAUGGGAGCCCAAGUCCCGAUAUACGACAUCGCACUGCACUACAAGAACUCGGACAACUCACACUCGAUGCUGGUAACCAACGAGCACUUGGGAGCAGGGCUGGCAGCUGGCUUUCAUCCGUCUACGACAAUGUCGAAGGGCGUCCAAAUGGUCAAAAAUUACUUGACUUCGUCGACGUCCCCGCCGGUUGACUUCCCUUCGCAUCCCACGGUUUUGAUGAGGGGCCAUGGGUUCUCGGCCGUGGGUGGGAGCAUCGAGGAAGCUGUCAAUCGUGCUGUUUACACCUGCACGAAUGCGAGGGUGCAGACAACUGCGCUGAUGAUGCAAGGGGGCUUCAAUCUAGGCCUCGUAGCAGAGAGAUUCGGUGCUGGUGAGAAGGAGACAGGUCCGGCGAAGCAUGAGGAUAUCAAGUACCUCAGUGACCGCGAAGCCAAGGACGCAUGGACAGCCAUCUCAGGCCAUGCGGACAGGCCGUGGGGUCUGUGGUGUGCUGAAGUGGAGAAUUCAGGUCUUUAUCAGAAUGAUCUGGAGGCAGAAGACGAUGAGUAG